UCUUCUGGAAUCCCCUUCUCUUACAGCCACCACUCCCAGCCUCCACACCCCCACCUCACCGGAAGGCGAAGCGCUGAUCGAGCCAUGGCGGCGACCCCUCCCCCUCCCGCGGCGGCGCUGGAGCAGAUGAGCAGCACCAAGAUGUUCGGAGGGCGCAACCUUCGCUUCCACCACCAGAGCACCACCCUCGACUGCCCCAUGACCUUCUCCAUCUACCUCCCCCCGUCCCCGGCGUCCAACCUCCCUGUGCUGUACUGGCUCUCGGGCCUCACCUGCACUGACGAGAACUUCAUCAUCAAGGCCGGCGCCCAGCGCGCCGCCGCCGCCGCCCACGGCAUCGACCUUGUCGCCCCCGACACCUCUCCACGUGCCGGGUUCUAUUUGAAUGCCACAAAUGAACAAUGGAAAAAUUGGCACACGUAUGACUAUGUUGUGAAGGAACUCCCAAAAGUUCUAAGUGACCACUCUGAAGAGCAUCAAUUUUUGGGCACUCAAUGGGAGGGCAUGGUGCACUGACAAUUUACUUGAAAAACAUUGACAAAUACAAGUCAUUAUCAGCAUUUGCUCCAAUUAUCAACCCAAUUAACUGCCCAUGGGGUCAGAAAGCAUUCUCAAAUUACCUGGGCUCAACUAGUAAGAUUGGAAUGUUAAUCAAGCAGUGCAAAGAAGUUUCAACUCCUAUCCUAAUUGACCAGGUAUGGUGUUGCCAUGGAUUCAUUCGUGCCCCGUUUCUGCUAUCACUAUAUUACUAGCCCAGUUAAUUGUUUUCCUUUUGUAUAAUCAGAAGUUCAGAACAUUGAAAAUGGAGGGAAAAUCUUUUAAACCGACUUGAGUGUAGUGACAUAUUUCCAUGACACCAGUUCACCUGUCGCCAUGCAUGCUUGUUCCAUCAUUUCAUGAGGCGACUAGUCCUUUAGUUCAUAUAUCUGACAUCUCUCAUUAUUGAAAUUGAAACCUCUCUCGACCACCCAGCCCAUAUUGGAGCAAAUUCAGUAGAGGUAGGUGGCACGAUAUACAUUCAAAGGUGUUUUCAGUGCUAUAGCUGGGAAAAUUUCCUUGAAAAUACCAUUGGGCAUGACUCAAGUACCUUUAGUCAGAUGUAUGUGACAAUGUGAUAGAGUUGCCCUUGCGGAUAAUAGGUAAGUGACAAGUUGAUGGCAAAUGGGGGCCCUAGAACAAUGUCAAAUGAGUUAGUGUCCGCUUCACAUUUUCUUUGUUUUGCCUGUUGCGUAUGAUGAGUACAACCAUUUGGUGGUCUUAUACACUUUGGAUUUGAUUAGCUCAUCAAAUGAAGAGGCCUCUACUGGUUAACUUAGGGCCUAUUGUUGGAUUGUUGAAGGUAGGUAUUCCUAGCUCUAGAAAUUCGUUGAGCUGGAGCUGUGGGUACACUAAGGUAUUCGGGUGAGCAAUCUUAUUCCUAUUUUUGACUAAAAAUAGAGACUUAAACCACUUUAUUUUAGCUUACAAACUAAAAAGAUCUGACGUGGAGCUGGAAGGUGGAGUUCUACCAUACAUGGUCUUAGCCUUUGUAGGGCUCUACAUGUUCAGUAAUCAGAGUCUAUCAAGGUCACUGAACAGUGUCAGACACCUACUGCCUGAAUGGAUUGAUUUAACUUAACUGACAUGUUUUGAUUGAACAGGAAGUCUAGGCUCCUAAAUAGUUGAGUAGGGCCAGGCUCAUGAACUGUUUCUGACAGAUUUCAGAGCUUAUUACUAUCAUACAUAACCCACUGGGUGCCGCUGUUUGCAAAUUCAAUGUCUAAGAGUUAAGGCUACUACAAUCUAGUUCUUUGUUUAUUCUACAAAUUAGAAGUAAAAAAGUUAUUUCUGUUAGAAACUUAUUUGCUAUGUUGUUAUUGACAAUUUGAUUAGGGGGAGGAUGACAAGUUCCUGGCAGAGCAGCUGUUACCUUGCAAUUUUGAGGAGGCAUGCAAGGCUGUGGGGGUUCCUUUGAUCUUGCGCAUGCAGCCUGGAUAUGACCAUUCAUACUUUUUCAUUGCUACAUUUGUUGAUGAUCACAUUGCACACCAGGCUCAAUUUCUCAAGAGCGCCUGACUGCAAGGUCACCUGUAAUGUAAGGAAGCAAUCAAGAGAAAAUGGGGAGACAGCUCUGUCGUUUCAAGGCGUCUUCAUACCGUAUGUGUUAUUAUUUCCUGGUGUGGACACUCGUCGCUGUUCUUUUGUCUGUUAGCCUGAGGUGAACAAUAUACCCAGAUGCAACUAAGAUGAAAGAUUUGUCGAUUCUAGCGGAAAUGGGAUCUUCUUGUCACAAUUUAAGUGCGUUUCUUGUCCUCCAUUCUUGCAAUUAUUCGCCCUGGUGCAGCAAUUUCUGGAGCAAGAAAUGAUUGGAUUUGUGUUAUUGACU
This is a messenger RNA of Phragmites australis (common reed), 2365 nucleotides long. Its product is annotated as S-formylglutathione hydrolase-like. The coding region runs from base 85 to 516 and encodes 143 amino acids. The transcript is spliced from 5 exons. Gene Ontology annotation, cellular component: cytosol. Gene Ontology annotation, molecular function: S-formylglutathione hydrolase activity. Gene Ontology annotation, biological process: formaldehyde catabolic process. NCBI's taxonomy places the organism in Eukaryota, Viridiplantae, Streptophyta, Magnoliopsida, Poales, Poaceae. The record is from RefSeq and is a predicted model, not a curated record.